ACUGUAAUAGACACAGCGGUCUGUUGUGCGAAUGAACAUGCCAGUUACAGAUACAAAACCUGCAGUCGUAUCUAAGCAAGCCGAUGUGGUGAUCAAUGGGGUAGCAACACAGGUGGUGUGCUCUGCAUUUACCAAUCAAAUCCUGGUCGUGGUAACUCAGUACGGGAAAAUGGGAACGCUUGUGUCAGUCACGCCAAGCUUAGUCUCCAGUGAUCUUGGAAAGCCCUCACUGACUACCAAAGUGCUGUUGGGUCAGGAUGAGCCUCUUGUCCAUGUGUGCGCAAAGAAUCUGGUGACUUUUGUGUCUCAAGAAGCCAAGAACAAACCAGUUCUUCUGUCUAUUGCAUUAAAGGACAAAAGUGUAGACUGUAUUAAAACAUUAAAAGAUGUCAUUCGAACCUGUCAGGUCUGGUGAUGAAAUGAACUAGACUUUUUUUUUUUUUUUUAGUCAAGCCUAUGUCAGAUUAACUGUUUUGUUAAUAAUCCAGCUACAAAAUGUACAGUUACAUUAUCUAUAAUAAAUAUAUUUUUAUACUCUA
Xenopus tropicalis (tropical clawed frog) is the source of this 539-nucleotide messenger RNA. It is a transcript of the gene psmg3, whose product is annotated as proteasome (prosome, macropain) assembly chaperone 3. The record is from RefSeq and is marked provisional. Gene Ontology annotation, biological process: proteasome assembly. NCBI's taxonomy places the organism in Eukaryota, Metazoa, Chordata, Amphibia, Anura, Pipidae.